AUGAAGAACGCUAAUGGAGGGCUAGUUAAAGGAUUUAUUGAAUCGGUUCAUGAAAAAGCUCACAAAGUACAUGAUGAUAUACGAGAUUUUUUACAUCCCAAAAACAACGAAAACGUCCCAGCAUAUAAUAGCAAUAACGAGGACAAUAAUGACGGUAAACUGAUUUUCGUAUCGUCUCCAACACUCCCGGCUAACGCAGAAGGAACGACAAAUGAUAAUAAUCUCAAUCGCGAUGUUAAAUCUGAAAAUAUUAGUGAAGACAAAGUAGUUUUUGUAGUUUCCUCAACUACUGAGGUUGCAGCUGCUACAGUGACAGGUUCCACAACCACAGAGAAAGAAGGCAGAGAGAAUUUCUUUGGAGGAUGCUCAACUGGAUUUAAACGAACUGCAGAUGGAAGGUGUAAGCCUACUUUC
This is a messenger RNA of Brenthis ino (lesser marbled fritillary), 414 nucleotides long. The record is from the annotation of a GenBank genome assembly. NCBI's taxonomy places the organism in Eukaryota, Metazoa, Arthropoda, Insecta, Lepidoptera, Nymphalidae.